Messenger RNA from Sporothrix brasiliensis 5110, 1392 nucleotides. Its product is annotated as myb, DNA-binding protein. The record is from RefSeq and is a predicted model, not a curated record. The coding region runs from base 1 to 1392 and encodes 463 amino acids. The transcript has a single exon. NCBI's taxonomy places the organism in Eukaryota, Fungi, Ascomycota, Sordariomycetes, Ophiostomatales, Ophiostomataceae.
AUGAGCAGACUCAGCCGCACCUCCAGUGCUAGCUCCGAGUCCUACACUGCAAUUCCCUCCUCUCUCGAGUCGCAUCAUCAUCAAGCAGGCAUGCCCUCCUACUACCAUCACGGGCGCAUCGGGUCCCUUUCUGGCCCAGGCGUGGCCUCCACCAAUGGUGCCGUCGGCUACUAUGACCAGCUUCCCGAGGGCGUGUCGACCUCGACGGCCGGCACGCUCGGCAGCAACGCCAUGGCUGCCGUUGCCUCCUACCAGCAGCAAGAGCCCUUUGCCGUCGGGCCCCCCUUGACACUCGGCGGCAACCUCCCCGGGACCGUCGUCACCAGCAACGGUCGCCGCAUGUCGCGAAGUGGCGCCCGCUCGGCCUCGGCAAACUUCUCUGUUCAGCCCACCGCCACGGGCGGCGGUGGCAGCGGCCGGGCGUCCUCCAGUGCCUGGACCCCGCAAGACGACGACGCCCUCCUCCAGGCCCGCGCGCGCGGCGAAAACUGGUCGCAGAUCCAGAUCCAGUUCCCCGGCAAGACGCCCAACGCCUGCCGCAAGCGCCACGAGCGCCUGAUGGAGCGCCGCAACGCCACCAACGACUUUGACGCGCGCAAGAUGGAGCAGCUGGCGCGCGAGUACAUGCACAUGCGCCGCGAAAUGUGGACGCCGCUGGCGCAGCGGACGGGCGAGAAGUGGACGACGGUGGAGCAAAAGUGCAUGAAUGCCGGGCUCAAGAACCUGCAGGGCGUGUCGCGGUCGUCCUCGCGGCGGCUGCGGAUCGAGCAGGGGUACGUCGGUGUGGGGGGCCUGCCCGCCUAUGCCGGCGACGAGAACCUGCUGGGCACCAGCAUGGUCGUCGGCAGCAAUGGCCACGCGCACCUUGUGGCGGGGAGUGGCGUUGAUGGCGUUGGCGGCGGCGGCGGUGGUGAUGGCGGGGCCGGCGGUGGUGACAACUUGAUCGACGGCCACGGCUCCCCAGGUGGCAGCACAGGCAGCAACGUCGGUGCCGGCAACCGGUCGGUGUCGGGCGGAAGCAACAGCAGCACGGUGUCGGUGCAGACGACGCACCACAUGCAGGCCCCGUCGCGGCGGCACGCGCAUUCACAUUCCCACUCGCACAGCUACUCCCACCUCCAGGUGCCAUCUUCGGCGGGCAGUCCCGGCGCGGUACCCCAGCAGGAGGUCGGCUCGCCUGGUGCCACAUAUCCGGACUACUACACCACCGCAACCUCCACGGGCUUCUCGGCCGGCGCUGGUACAAUCCCAUCCACCGGCAGCGGCGCAGCCAUGGUCAGUCCCUACAUGGGCCAUCACCAGCACCACGGCCAUCCAGGACAGCAGCCGGCCCACCACAGCCACCGCCUGUCGCCCGAUAUGGGUAUUGACGCGCUGCUUCACCGGCGGUGA